AUGGAUCAACCACCAGCAUUGAAACCAGAGGGUGUGGCGACGCCAGCCUCCGAAUGGGCGGACGAAACCAAUAAAAUCCUCGGGAACGGCUCGUCGACGACGACAGACGCAUCGGAACUCACUAAAAACCCCCGAGCGACAGCGACAGAGCAGCACAAACCCCAGCUCGUUCACGCGCUCAGCACACCUGGACUUGAACUUCCCGGUGCAUUUCCUCGCGAUGCAGUCGCGGAAAGCACCACAAAUGCUGCCGAUUCUCUCCCAGACGCAGACACGGUGAGGGCUACUGUUUUGGGUGUCACUGCGGAUGCGGCAACACUAGCAACGACAGCGGUGGAAGCGGUGAAGGAGCAGCUUCCGGCGCAGGAAGAUGUGGCACAAACCGUCAACAGCACGGGGGAGACGGUCGGGAGCUACGUUCCUGCGACGCAUGACGUGACGAGCACACUCGCGAGCGUUGGGGAGGCGGCCGCUGGCUAUAUUCCUCAGGGACUGAAGGAUACUGUCGCUGCAUACCUCCCGGGCACCACAGCGACCACGGACGCCAUCUCUGCCUCGGAUAACGAUAUUGCACACGAAAAGUCGUUGCCUACAGAUGAGGGCAACAACCUUCUGUCUCAUUCCAUUCCCGACGCUACGAAAUCUGAAACGGGACUCGCCCGUCUUCCGGACGACAACGGCUCGAGCACGACGGGGAAUGCACCAACUGUUACCGUUGGUGCAACAGGUCUCGGUGUUCCGCAUGAAGCAGAUCUUGGUAGUGGAACGACGAACGCGACAGCGGAAGGUGCGUGGUUUAUUUCUUUGUAUAUUUCGUCUGUUCUUCUUUUCAUCCGGGCACUUGGCUGCGGACUGUCCCGCUUACGAUUUUUGGUUGACUGA
Messenger RNA from Stereum hirsutum FP-91666 SS1, 882 nucleotides. RefSeq lists its product as uncharacterized. The transcript has 2 exons. The coding region runs from base 1 to 882 and encodes 293 amino acids. NCBI's taxonomy places the organism in Eukaryota, Fungi, Basidiomycota, Agaricomycetes, Russulales, Stereaceae. The record is from RefSeq and is a predicted model, not a curated record.